This is a messenger RNA of Engraulis encrasicolus (European anchovy), 1756 nucleotides long. It is a transcript of the gene batf, whose product is annotated as basic leucine zipper transcription factor, ATF-like. The transcript has 3 exons. The record is from RefSeq and is a predicted model, not a curated record. Lineage: Eukaryota; Metazoa; Chordata; Actinopteri; Clupeiformes; Engraulidae. Gene Ontology annotation, biological process: regulation of transcription by RNA polymerase II. Gene Ontology annotation, cellular component: nucleus. Gene Ontology annotation, molecular function: DNA-binding transcription factor activity, RNA polymerase II-specific; RNA polymerase II cis-regulatory region sequence-specific DNA binding. The coding region runs from base 357 to 731 and encodes 124 amino acids.
CUGCAUGUGUUGAUCAGAAAACCACAUCACACACAGCUAAUUAAGCAGGGCAGACACGCCAAAGUUGAGAGAGUGUGAGAGAGAGAACGUGUGCGGGGACGAGAAAAAAAGCGUCAGAGAAAGAACAGAUAGAAAGACCAGGAAGACGGAGGAGAAGAAAAAGAAAGAAGAAAACAGUAAUUGCUCAUUUAGGCGACCGACCCACUGAACAGCGAUCGGCGCUCAGCACGCUUCCAUCGCAUCAGUGUUCAAAUCGGAACACACAACAACACACAUAAACAGAGAGACACUACACAUACAGAAAGCAGAAGUUGAAAGAGGAAAGCCGGGGUUUUUUUCGCCGCAUCGAGGCUGGUAUGGCACACGGCUCUGACAGCAACGACACCAGCUACACCAGGUCUCCUUCGCCGGGCAGCAGCACACGGGGUUCCCAGGACGACAUGAGAAAAGUGAUGAGGCGAGAGAAGAAUCGCAUUGCAGCUCAGAAGAGCAGACUACGACAGACCCAGAAGGCUGAUAGUUUGCAUCUGGAGAGCGAAAACCUGGAAAAGGAGAACGCUGCGUUGAGGAAAGAGGUGAAGAGGCUGAAGGAGGAGGCCAAGUACUUGACCACCGUGCUGAGCAACCACGAGUCGGUGUGCACCGGCCUGAGCUCCCCUUCCUCUGAUCUGCUGUACGGCGCCCACCACGGCUACCAUCAGCACAUUGCAGUGCCGCACUACCCGCUUUGACCACCAGGUGGCGAUGAAAGCUUGUGAUUGAAGUCUGGCACGACAGGGGGCCUUGAGUUAUUGGCAAGGACGGACUACUGUUUGUUUGGAUGAGAAGAGGCACAGACAGAGAGAUGACACACUGUUUUUGACCGGUGUCUGCCAGAAAUUACUGUGUUUUUCACCACUUGACAGCUAAUGAGUGUAUAGUACUUCUGCAAUUGAGACAGCAAGCACUGGUUUACAAUGUUCUAAAGCAGGGAAACUAGGAAAAAUAGCCUAAUGUGUGUCAAAGACAUGUAAAUGUAAAAGUCAUUUUUUAUGUAUAAUAGAAAUCUGAUUUCUUUUCUGACAACUUACACCUCCUCACAGUGCAAUUAUGUUUAAGUGAUAAUGUGUUGGCACUGUUAUUGUAAAUCUUUUGUGACAAUAUGAUUGUCAGUCGGCUCUUGAAUGUAUUUCUUUUUUCAUUUUUAAAGGAAAGUUGCCAUAUUUUUUCCAUCUGAUCUAUUUUGUUUUGUGCCUCUAAAAGUGGAGUUUGCGAUUAGGCCUACACUUCUAUAGCCUAGGCUACCAUACACAUUCCUUGAAAGUUUUUUUAAUGGGCUACAAGGCUGGUUCUAAAUAAUAUUUUCUUAUGUGUUCUCUCUAUCUAGUUCCUUUUCCAGUUUCUUUUUAAGUCUAAAUGUCUCAUUGGUUCAUCGGUUUCUUUAGCAUGAGCUGCUCCCAAGGUCUUGGUUAUCAGAUGAUAACCCUCAUGAUUAACUUUAUAUUAUCAUAUUUUUCUGUUAAUGUGUGGAAAUGUGUAGCCUAUGUUUGUGCUACUUUGCUGCAUUGCAAUACGCGCUCCGUUGUGUUUUUUUGUGGCCAUAAAUCUUCAAGUCUUGGAUGGAGAAAAUUAUACAUGGGUACCUCUCUGGUAGUAGCUAACUUUAGUCUCAAGAGGGCGCUCUGGUAUCAACAACGUGGCAGGGACCAGACCACCAUAUCCAGCUAAAAGAGUUGCUUGUUGCCUGUACCAGGUUUUGUUGUUUGCUUGCUUGUUA